Molecule: messenger RNA, 558 nt
Organism: Helicoverpa zea (corn earworm)
Lineage: Eukaryota; Metazoa; Arthropoda; Insecta; Lepidoptera; Noctuidae
Exons: 2
Coding region: 72-452 (126 amino acids)
Source: RefSeq, a predicted model, not a curated record
AGUACACCAUAUAAAAGGUAUUGGAAGUAAUAGAUGAACCAAGUAGGAAGCAAGGAAUCAAGGAAACAACAAUGGCUCACAUCCAAAACGUUCUCAUCUUUGCGGCGCUGUGCGUCCUAGCUGUGGCACUCGCUCAAUCUCCUCAAGGUGGACCGCACACCAACCAAGGAGGAUCACCAACUCAGCAAGGUGGACCCCACCAAAACCAGGGUCGCUCACGAAGACAAGUUGAAGAAGAUGACGAAGCUUUUGACAUAUCCCAAGUUUCGGCCGCUAACUGGACAACCUGCGACUUCACAUUAGGCAAGAAGAUUUCGUGCCACGAUUGUAAUACGAGGUUAAUCUGCAAGCAAAUUGGAGGACUGCUGAAGGCUUGCAAUAAUCCUUUUAAGCCUCACUGCAAUAAUGGCAUUUGCUCUCAUGUGCCCAGUGUUGAAUGUGCUGCAGCCUAAACAAAAGUUGGUUUCAAUGAGUUUGGGAAAUAAUCAUUGAGAUAUGAUUUGCUAUUUGGAUUUGUUUCGAAUAUGGUUUUGGUAAUAAAUACUCGUUGAAUUGAAA